CCCCCUCUCUUGUCCCCCCUCCCCGCUCGCCGUUCCGCUCGACCCUCUUUUGUGGAGUCCGCCGCCAUCACAGGGAAGCGCUCAAAAGGGCGGCGCUGUGGUCGUUGUUUUUCUCCCGGAAUACUGGAACAUACAGUUUGCAAACAUGUGUAGUGUUUUACCACCUGACAGCAGAAGAAUUGGCAGUUUGAACAUCCUGCAUAAAACAACAGAGCGAUUAGAGUGUGAUCACUGUAAUUUUAGGGGCUCUGACUAUGAAAACAUACAGAUUCACAUGGGUACAAUCCACCCUGAAUUUUGUGAUGAAAUGGACACUGCGGGAUUGGGGAAACUUAUAUUUUACCAGAAAAGUGCAAAGUUGUUCCACUGCCACAAAUGUUUUUUUACCAGCAAGAUAUUUUGUAAUGUUUAUUACCACAUUACUGCUCACCAUGCAGUGUCUGACAAAUGGAAUGAAGAACAGAAAGAUUUAUUAGACACAGAGACACAACCCAUAGAGAAACCUUAUUUGGUAGAAACUCAAAAACCUCUGUCUCCUGAAUCUCAGAAAACUUCUAUAUCUUUGGAGUGUCAGAAACCUGUUGCUUCAGAACCCCUGAAAUCUGAUGUCGGUCUGUUCUCCAAGACACAAAAGUCCACCACAGUUACACUGGCGGAACAACCCAAGAUUGCUCCACUUGCUUGUCCAGAGCCACAGAAACCUCUCUGUGUCACACCAGAACUUCCAAAGCCUAUUACAACAGUAUUGUCAGAGCCACUGAAACCAAUCCCUUCUGUGACUCCAGAACCAAUGAAGCCUGUCUCAGUAGAGUCCCCAGAACUACCAAAGCCUAUCUUGGCACUUUUGCCUGAAUCACAGAAACCUACUGCAGCCACAUAUAUCGAGCCACAGAAACCUCUCCCUAUUGUACAUCCAGAACUGUUUGUGUCAGUCCCAGAACCAGAAAAACCUGCUCCACUUGUGCCUCUGGAGCCACAGAAACUCAUGCCACCUGCAUCCCCAGAGCCUCAAAAGAUUAUUCGGCCUGUGUCACCACCUGCAUCUACAUCUGAACCACAGAAAUUUACUCCAAGAGUGUCUCCUGAGCCCCGUAGGCACUCUCCUGCAGUAUCUCCUGAGCCCCGCAGGCACUCUCCAGCAGUGUCUCCUGAACUUCGCAGGCACUCUCCAGCAAUAUCUCCUGAGCCCCGCAGGCACUCUCCCGCAGUGUCUCCCGAGCCCCGCAGGCAUUCACCGGCUGUAUCUCCCGAAUUAAAGAAAUUUCCUCCUGGUGCUCUGUCUUCAGAACCUCGUAGGCAUAUUCCUCAGAUGCGGCGGCCUACAUCAGCACUUUCCCCUGAGCCACGCAAACCUGAGCCACCACUCUCCCCGGAUCCUUGGAGGACCUGUCCCAAUAUUGCUCCAGAGUCUUGGAGGUCUGCUCCUAGUAUUUCUCAUGAGCAACAAAAAUCUAUCACUGUUUCACCUUGGUCCCCUAAACCUCCGCAAUCUAUGCCUAUAGAACCCAGAAGACCUGCCUCAGAACCAAGAAGGCCAGGCCAUUUGAUGUCCCCAGAAUCUCAGAGGUUUGUGUCAGAGCCCUGGAAAUCUACUCCAUUGCCUGAAUCACAUAAGUCUAGUUUUGCUUCCUCGGAGCCCUGGAAGCCCAUUUCUUCUGUUUAUCCUGAAGGCUGGAAACCAGUGUUGUCUCCUGAUACGUGGAGGCCAUCACCAUCAGUUCCACCACCUGUUCCACCUAUGCAGGCAGAACUUCGAAAGCCUUGCUCUCCAAUGUCUCCAGAUCUUUGGAAACCUUCCUUCUUUCCUGAGCAGCGCAAGCCCACUCCUCCUGUAUCUCCUGAUCCUUGGAAAUUUCCUUCUGAUUCCCGAAAGUCUCCUUUCUUUUCUGAGACACAGAAGCCUACUCCUUUUGUUUCAUCUGAACUCCAAAAGCGUGCAUUAUUUUCUGAAAGCCGAAAACGGGCUCUGUUUCCUGAAUCUAAAAAAUCUAUUCCUGCUGAGUUGCAGAAACGUUCAUUCUUCCAUGAAGCCCCCAUGACUUUUCCUGAAAUCCCAAAACAUGCCUUGUUCUCUGACUCUCACAGACCUCUGCCUGUCUCUUCUGAAACUCCAAAGCAUUCUUUCUUUCAAGAGCCCCAGAAGCAUGUUCUUGUUUCUUCUGAAGUUCAGGACCAUGUUCCGUUUUCAGAGCCUCAGAGGUCACCUGUUGUUUCUCAUGAAGUGAUGAAGUCUCCUCCAGUUUCUCCUGAAAUACAGAAACCAGCAUCCUUUGCAGAAUUUCAGAAGUCAUCUCCUGGUUCUCCUGAGAAACAAAGGCAGAGUUUCUUUUCUGAGCCUUCAAAGCAUUCUCUUUUGCCUGAACUUCAAAAACCAUUUUCUGAACAGAAGCAGAUCUUUGGUUCUGAUGCCCAUAAACCAAUAGAAACAGUGGGCAUGGAAGACCACAAAACUACUUUUUCUGACUUCAACCAGCCGGCUGCAUCUGUUUUGUCAGACUUGCAGACAUGUACUGAAUCUGGCAAUAAAGAUUACUUUACUGAACAUCCAGAAAUUGAGAAUCCGUUUGGGAGUCUACUAGCUCCAAAGGAACAGCCUACACAAGUCAAAGAAACUUCAGAAGAAGUAUAUCCUUGCCCAAAGAAGAAGCCUAGGAAGAAAAAGCAGGAGAUUUCUUGUACAGAUCCAAAUAUCAGUGAAAGUGGAAAUACUGAAAUGGAGACAUCAGAGGUAAAGGAACAGGAUUCCAGUAGUGAUCAAGAGCAGUUUGACACAGAAUCUCCAGAUCACAAUAAAGAUACCAAAACCGAAGCAGCUACUCCUACUAAGACUAAAUGUGCAUUACAGUUUACAGAAGAGAAAGAGGCUUUCAUACCAGAGGAAGAGAUUGCAAAAUAUAUGAAGCGUGGCAAAGGCAAAUACUACUGCAAAAUUUGUUGCUGCCGGGCUAUGAAAAAAGGUGCUGUAUUGCAUCAUUUGGUUAACAAGCAUAAUGUCCAUAGUCCAUACAAAUGUGACGUGUGUGGAAAGGCUUUCCUUUUGGAAUCUCACCUUAAAAACCAUGUUGUUGCUCAUGGUCAAACUAUUCUUAGAUGUCCACAUUGCAGUUUUGAGACAAACUUUCCUAGAGGCUUUAAGAAACAUUUAACUCAUUGUCAGAACCGUCGUAAUGAUGAAACCAACAAGAAACAAUUGGACACCAGUACUGAGCCACAGAGUGAGAGCCAACCAAGUGAAGAGGCUGUUAAGGUGGAAGGUUCAGUGCCUUCAGUGGAAGGCACUGAACCACCAAAUGAAUCACUUGCUGAACCACAAGUUCAGUGAUUUUUUUUGGAAGUUCUCUAUAAAAUUUAAUAGUGCUGUGGUCAGUGAAGUAAAGUUCUAUAUCUAUAUCUUUGUAUUAGCAUGUCACAGUAAAUUUUGACCAUAAAUCCAAUGCAGAAUUACGUACACUCAAGUUGUUGAUCUAUCAGUAUGCUUAACAUUGUUAUUUUGUGGUCAUUCUGAUUAGUUUGAAGAAGUAGUAAUACAUAACUGCCAAAGUAAUGAAGAUGUUAAAGGUGUCAUUUUUAAACACAAGAUUGUUUUAGCAGAAUUUAAAACAUCAGAAUUCUAACAACAGUUUAACUGAAGACGUCCAAUUUCAUAUUUGAAGAUGUGUCUAAUGGUAGGACUAUCAGUAAAUACAAAUUGUGUUAAACCAUGCAUGUAGUGGUAUAACUGUUUGUAACUGUAAGUUGUGAUCCUUUUUAUAUGUAUUGGGAAAAGAAAUUAACAUCUUAAAUCCAGUUGCUAAUCUCAUCUGGUGUAAAAUCAUUGAAUGAAAUACGAAAUGUGUAAAUCUCAUUAUUUUAGUGGGUCUGCUCUAGCUAACAAUAGCCAUUGAAUUUAGGCUACAGUUCCCACAUAAGUGAAUUUCUUGCUUACGUUAUUCAUGUAAAUGUACUUCUUUUGUACCAUAUAUGAAGCAUGUGUGAGAAACAGCCAGUACAAUGACAAAUGUAUUGGAAAUGCAUUGUCCUGCCUUGUAUAAUUGUUCUUUAUAUUUAAAAAUUGAUUUUAAUUAUUCUUUUAUAUUCUUCUCACAAUAAAAAUAAUGUAUUUGGAAA
Anolis carolinensis (green anole) is the source of this 4107-nucleotide messenger RNA. RefSeq names its product chromosome alignment maintaining phosphoprotein 1 (gene champ1). NCBI's taxonomy places the organism in Eukaryota, Metazoa, Chordata, Lepidosauria, Squamata, Anolidae. Gene Ontology annotation, biological process: attachment of mitotic spindle microtubules to kinetochore. The record is from RefSeq and is a predicted model, not a curated record. Bases 146 to 3322 code for a protein of 1058 amino acids. The transcript is spliced from 2 exons.